Molecule: messenger RNA, 600 nt
Organism: Blepharisma stoltei
Lineage: Eukaryota; Ciliophora; Heterotrichea; Heterotrichida; Blepharismidae
Source: the annotation of a GenBank genome assembly
AUGAUGAACAAUCCUGAGCAAACAACUUCACAAGAAGAGGAGUCUGUAGAGAACCAAGAACUCAAGUUUGAGCACUAUGUCUCAAUUGAAAAAGAUAUAAAUAAAGAUAGCAGUCCUCGCUUUUGCUGCAUGGCCCAUGAAGCACUCUAUGCUGAAGAUUUUCAGAGUGAUGAAGAAGAUAUAGGAUUCGUCCUGGAAAAAAGUCCAGUCAACGAUAUCUACUUCUAUGACAGGAUACCUGAAGGCAUCAAGCGGGAAAUGGCUCAAAUGAAAAAUCGAAAUGAAAUUGCAACCCAAUGCGACACUGACACUCCUGUAUCUCUUGCUUAUAUUAGUGCGCUGCCAGCUUAUGGAAAUCCAGAUGAUAAAAUCUUAUCUGCAAGAUAUCAGCCUUGCUCUUUGUCUCAUAUACCAGUUAUGUAUUUGCCAUCAGAAUUGCCGGAUUUGCCAGAUGACGACAUUCAGCAUACGUUUUUGUGUAAAUGCUGCAAGAAAGAGUUUAAAUCAGGGCAAGCAUUAGGCGGUCAUGUUUCAAGAGCUCAUCCUGGGUUUGUUGAAGAGCAAGCUCGAAAAUUGCGAGAGGCAAGUAAUCAGAGAUAA